AUGGACGCGUCGAUUAUUGUCUUAUCUGACUCAGAGCCGGCUUCGGAUGUGCCUGAAUGGGUCUCUGGCGAUGAUGUAGCUUCUACAAUUGGCGCAGACAACGAGUCGGUCGGGUUUCGCCGCGAGCGACCCUCACCGGUGUGCCACGAGGCGCAAGUUGCGCGGUGCUCCGCAGCGCUUCGCGGCGAGUCCUCGGCAGACCAGGAGCAUUUGAGGGAAGAUCAUCCUCGGUGGUUGACAGAAUUGUCGAAACGCCUUGAACUCUACUUGAACCUGGACUUUCAGCGACGCGUCGAAGAAGACGAGCUGCCUUCCAGCGACCUCGAAGGUGAGUUUUCGGCUCUUUCGCUCGAUGUGCGCCCGGAAAAAAGUCAAACGGACCAACUCGCUUUGGAACUAGCUCAGUCACGUACACAAUCUGCCAGUAAGACGCAAAAGACGUAUGAGUGGGAAACCGAUCGCUACGAGAUCAACACCGCGUUGCGAGAUCGAAGCUUUUCGUCGCCCACACGCUUGGAGCAUUCGCAAUACACUGAUACCUCUGUUGCCUUUCAACUGGGAAUGUGUGAGCAUGCCUCACAAGAAUCAGUUGCGAAGCGAAAGUAUGCACGAGAACAUUAUGCGAAAGGUUGCGUACAAGAGUGCCUCGCUGGUGUCCGCAAAAUUGGUACCAGGACGCCUGUUUCCGACACCAGCCUUUCCACGAUGUGUCGGUCGGGGAGCAUCGUCAUGCCGCAUACGGCAAUCAGAUGGAAAACUUCACACAUGACCAUGAUCAUCCGCUGCACCGAGCCGACCCAGAAGCUUUAUAAGGAACUCGUGCCUCCGACCGGAUCGCGCCUCUUCAUGGAACCGCUGCCAGUCGAGAUGGAUUCCAGCGUGGUUGCAGUAAUUCAAUGGCAAGCGAAUGCUCUGAAAAGUGCUUCAUCUUCCGCGCAUGGGAGCACAAAACACGCGAUCGUGGAAACCUUGCUUCCUUUCGUGGUGAUCUGCGUAGAAGGCACUGGGUUCUUGGCGCGUGGCGCUGAUCGAACGCACGUACGGACCCUGGUGAAGGCCGUUACGCACAUGUGCGUCGAGGGCACCAAAACAGAGAUACUCAUCAGAUAUACGAAUCCGAGUGAGAGUCUCGCCCGAAGUGUACAACCCCCGAGGAGAGGACGGCAUGCACACCGUCAGGGGACGAGCGCCGCUCCCAGUCGGGGUUGCGGCAUGACACGCCAGUUGGUCGAGAUGCAGUUUGUGAAACUUUCAACCUAUUUCGUUGAAGAGUGCGGCAUUGAUCUUACCUGUGUGACAAGCAUCGACCAUGAACUCGAGUAUAUCUCGGCGCUCUCGGAGGCGCUUUUAGAGUUGCCCCUUGAGCUGGAGCCUCAACCCAAUGGUGCCUUCCGGAUCCAGUACGCUCCUGAAGAUCUGGACUUGCAAGCGGCCGCACGCUCUGACUCGUUGCGGCGUAAGAAGAGUGUCCUCAGGGAGAGACAGCCCUCUGAAACGGAACUGGAAUGCAUGCCGAACAUUGACAAGCGCAUAUUACUGCAGCUCUUCUUGUCUUCGAUUCCAUUCGUCUCUGAGGACACUGCAAACGCCAUUUCAACAGCGUAUCCUUCGCUGGGUGCGCUCUACAGGGCCUAUGAAUCGUGUCCCGAUGACCAAACCAGGCGGGCGUUGCUUGCGAAGAUUCCUGUCCAGAGGAGCAUCGGCGCCGGGCGAGUGCGACGGAUUGGCCCGGCACUUUCAGGUCGAAUUUUCGAACUUAUUUGGCGCAAAAGGGGGGAAUCGUUGGUUUCUCUUCGUUGA
Cyanidioschyzon merolae strain 10D is the source of this 1800-nucleotide messenger RNA. RefSeq lists its product as hypothetical. Bases 1 to 1800 code for a protein of 599 amino acids. The transcript has a single exon. NCBI's taxonomy places the organism in Eukaryota, Rhodophyta, Bangiophyceae, Cyanidiales, Cyanidiaceae. Gene Ontology annotation, cellular component: nucleus; Holliday junction resolvase complex. Gene Ontology annotation, biological process: resolution of meiotic recombination intermediates; mitotic intra-S DNA damage checkpoint signaling; double-strand break repair. The record is from RefSeq and is a predicted model, not a curated record.